This is a messenger RNA of Zasmidium cellare ATCC 36951, 840 nucleotides long. RefSeq lists its product as uncharacterized. NCBI's taxonomy places the organism in Eukaryota, Fungi, Ascomycota, Dothideomycetes, Mycosphaerellales, Mycosphaerellaceae. The transcript has 4 exons. Bases 1 to 840 code for a protein of 279 amino acids. Gene Ontology annotation, cellular component: RNA polymerase I upstream activating factor complex; nucleus. The record is from RefSeq and is a predicted model, not a curated record. Gene Ontology annotation, biological process: transcription initiation at RNA polymerase I promoter; nucleolar large rRNA transcription by RNA polymerase I. Gene Ontology annotation, molecular function: RNA polymerase I cis-regulatory region sequence-specific DNA binding.
AUGGCCGACACUCUUGCGCCAGAGCAGUAUGCCACCUACGGCGCCCUCAUCGACGGCAUCCUGGCCAAAUCCGACCUCAACACCAUCUCCGCCAAGCGCAUUCGCAAAGACCUCCAAGACAAAGUCGACUUUGACCUGACUCCUCUGAAGAAACCCAUCACCGAAUUGAUUAUGGAACGAUUCGACAAGGCCCAAGCAAAGGAGCAGGAGAAUGGAGCAGUCGGAUCUGUAGAGUCUGUCCCAACUGCGAACGGUAUAGCACACGAUGACGUAUCACCGCCGGCAUCGAGCCACAAGCGCAAAGAGAGGGAUGAAGAGGAAGAGGAUAUGAGUGAGGUGGAGGAUUCAUCGCCGGCGCCUAAGAAGGUCAAGAAGACCAAUGGCUCGGUGGAGUCGGACGAGAAGAUGGCGGCGAGACUACAAGCAGAGCUCAAUGCUCAGCCGCGGUCGACACGUGGAGGCGGCACGACCAAGCGGAAGCCCGUUGCCAAGAAGGAGAAGAAGACCAAGAAGAAGAGCAAAGCGAAGGUGGGAUCGGACGACGAUAGCGAGGUGGAAGGCGAGGAGAAGCCGGAGAGGGAGAAGAAGGGCGGAUUUCACAAACCUAUGAACCUUUCAGAACCGCUAUCAGCCAUGCUGGGCGAAAGCCAGCUCUCUCGGCCGCAGACGGUCAAAAAGAUAUGGGAGUACGUCAAGGCACGCGACUUGCAAGACCCGUCAGACAAACGCAACAUCCGGUGCGACGAUGCGAUGCGGGCGGUCUUCAAAAGCGACAAGGUGCACAUGUUCACCAUGAACAAGUUGCUCGCCACGCAUCUCUAUCCUGCCGAUGAAGUAUGA